ACAGAGCAGACGUCCAGCAGCUGUCGGUGAGGACAGAAGAGGUUCCCCCCGAGCAGCAGGAGUGGAGCCCCAGUCUGGACCAGGACCCAGAGCCGCCACACAUUAAAGAGGAGCAGGAGGAGCUCUGGACCAGUCAGGAGGGAGAGCAGCUUCGAGGGCUGGAGGAGGCCGAUAUCACCGAGUUCCCAUUCGCUCCUGUGAAGAGUGAAGAAGAUGAUGAUGAUGAAGAGAAACCUCAGUCCUCGCAGCUUCAUCAAAGCCAAACUGAAGAGAACAGAGAUGCAGAGCUUUUGAAACCAGAAGCCGAUGGAGAGGACUGUGGAGGACCAGAACCAGCCAGGAACUUUAAUCCAGAUAAUCAUUUACAACCAGCUCCUCGUGACAAGACUUCACACUCCUCUGAACCCGAGACUGACGACAGGAAUUAUUAUUGGAUGGAGAUCAGAGAACCUCAGUCAGAUUUUAACACUCUGAAUAGUGAUGUAGUCCCUAUAAAUGAUAUGGGGUGUAAUUCUGCAGCUAAAUCAUACAGCUGCUCAGAGUGUGGUAGAAUAUUUGGCCAGAGGGGGACUCUGCAGAGACACGUGAGGCGUCACACAGGAGAGAAACCAUUUAGUUGUACAAUUUGUGGUAAAAGAUUCACACAGAGCGGACCUUUGGUGCUCCACCUCCGAGUUCAUACAGGAGAGAAGCCGUUCACCUGCUCAGUUUGUAACGGACAUUUUAGUCAGAAGGUGACUUUAGAGCAGCACAUGAGAAUCCAUACUGGAGAGAAACCAUUCAGUUGCUCUGUUUGUGGUAAAAGUUUCACACAAAAGGGACAUCUGAAAUGCCACAUGACGGUCCACACGGGGGAGAAACCGUUCAGCUGCAGUGUUUGUGAGAAACGAUUCACCAGACAGUCGCGUGUCAAAAAUCAUAAGUGUGUUGUUGACAACAGCAGCCGUCUGUAGCAGAUGUUUUGCUCUAAAGAAAGUCGUGAAUACACGAGAGUCGACGCGGGGGAGAAACCUAAAGUUGGGAUGUUGGUGGGAAAAGAUUUAAUGCCAGUCAUGUGUCAGAAGCCAUAAUUCUAAUUUGUUUGAUCUUUUUACCUUGUAGAGCAUUUAUUUAAUACACUGACAAGUGCAACAUAGAAUUUAAAUUAUUAUUUAUUAUUACUAUAAAUGUGGUGUUGAGAGGAGCAGCCAGCCUCAGAGCUGCUUGUUGAAACCCUGACGAGAAACACUUAAUUGAUGAAUUUGUGGUGAAAGAUUCACAGAAAAGACACAUUUGACAAAAGGCAAACCAUGCAGGAGAGUAACCAUUCUGUUGGAGUCACUGUGACAAAAGAUUAACUCGGCAGUCUCCGGUCAGAAGCAGUAAAUGUAGACAGCAACAGUAGAGACAGUAAACUAGACGCAUCGUGACAGUCCAACAUACAGGAGGAAACCCAAAGUCUCUAUUCAGUGUUGCAGUUUGCGUCUGCAGCAAUAUGUGCACACUGAAGCCCGGCAGGUAUUCGGGGUAAAACGUUUGAUAAUUCACGUGCACAAAUUAGUAAUUAGUAAAUAACUGUAAAUUAAUUAGUUUGUUAAAUUAGUUUUGUACCCUUGCAUUAGUUUAUUUGUGUCCAGGCUGGUGUGUGUUCGUGGUGCCGAAGGAACAUGUCUCCCAGUGCAGCAGUGCGGAUCCAACACCUGUUAGUCGAUACGUUCACUGCUGGUUUGGUUUGCACAUGGGACUGUUGACAAGAUGAAAAAUAUAAAAUAUCGCCAGCCUUCUCCUUUAGUUCCUCUGACUCAGUGGCUUAUUAUAGCAGUAGGAACCUCAGUUACAGGCUGUUGUGGCUACUCCGGUCAGUUAGGGAGAUGCACCCGGGUCGUUCGUGGCAGAUGAGCAGCUGUAUUUUAGUACAGAAAAGUCUGAAUUAAUUUCCUCAAAUUCAUAGCAUUUAGUUAUGCCAUUCAUCUUUUUACCUUGGCACUCUUUGUCAUGCAAUUUUGAUGCAACAUUGGAUUUUAUAUCAGCACAAUUUGCUUACUAUUUGCUUUGGCUGCUAGGUACAUUAGCUGCUGUGUCGAAUUUAUUUUAUUUUUUUUUGCAAUUAUGCCAUUUCUGAAAUAUGAAAUAGUCCUGGUAUAAAGUGGUGCCACUGAAAUACAGUGUUGUUUUGAUUUUGUAGGGGGGAUGAAUUACUAAUGUGUGCAGAGUUGUAGCCUUUAAACCUGCUGUGCUGUGCAGAGCUCUGCUCAAACACAGCUUCCAUUCACGUAGAGUAAUAUCGGUGCUUCGGUUCUUUCAAAUUCAGCUUGAUUCCUCCCAUGUCAGUGUCGCUUCACUCGGCUACACCACCUAACAGAGUCCUGCUGUAGUUUAUGACUGCUGAAAACCUUUGUUAUAAAUAAAAGUAACUUGUUUUGGGAAAUGGA
This is a messenger RNA of Siniperca chuatsi (mandarin fish), 2411 nucleotides long. RefSeq names its product gastrula zinc finger protein XlCGF49.1-like. The transcript is spliced from 3 exons. Gene Ontology annotation, molecular function: DNA-binding transcription factor activity; RNA polymerase II cis-regulatory region sequence-specific DNA binding. The record is from RefSeq and is a predicted model, not a curated record. Bases 435 to 953 code for a protein of 172 amino acids. Gene Ontology annotation, biological process: regulation of transcription by RNA polymerase II. Lineage: Eukaryota; Metazoa; Chordata; Actinopteri; Centrarchiformes; Sinipercidae.